Suillus plorans is the source of this 1713-nucleotide messenger RNA. RefSeq lists its product as uncharacterized. The transcript has 9 exons. The coding region runs from base 1 to 1713 and encodes 570 amino acids. The record is from RefSeq and is a predicted model, not a curated record. Lineage: Eukaryota; Fungi; Basidiomycota; Agaricomycetes; Boletales; Suillaceae.
AUGCCAGCACGUAGGCAUCGCUCACUGUCAACCUCCAGUAGCUCGUCAUCAGACAGCGAUGACUCGAUGAUGAGUCAGUCACGCUCCACUUCGCCACCUACGACUUCGCCAAUGCACAAAGAACCGAAACGGAAGAAAUCCCUGCAAAAACGCGCGAGGGAAUCAUCGGAUAGCAACACCGACGCGAAAAAACCCAAAAAACGAACAAAGAAACAUAAAGACUCAGACUCAGGCAACAAACCCAAACAGAAAGGAAUGUCACUGCAAGAGCAAUGCUUACACAUUGCACAUUGGAUACCCCGAGGGGUAGACAUGUUUUGCAAACUUACUGAUGUCUUUUGGGUCGCACCUCUUGUCGAGCAGCGAGAAGCAGCUGAAAAAGCGGACCAUAUCGAGGACGAACAAGUUAAGAGUGACCGUGAAGCAAUAUUGAAGAACAUCUCCAAGGAUGAAGAGGCACGAAUGAUGCGAACCUACAAGAAGAUAACCACGGCUGCCCCAUACCUACUAACGCUGGUCAAUGGUAACAAGAAGAAGCGGCGAGAACUUGAGGGACUUCUCACUGAGAUGCAAAUGAUUAUCGGACAAGUUCGUUCGGAGGAUGCUAGCCAUCUGAAACCUGUCAUUGGACAGUAUGCAGCAUAUGACCCUGACGACAAAGAUCUGGAUCCUCCCAUUCGUGCUAAUAAUCAACGGUCACACGCAAAGAUGGGUAUUAAUCACCCGCAGCUCGCCAGGAUGCUCUGCCCUGUGAAGCACUUGGGUGAAUAUUUGAAAGAUCCUAUAGCAACACGCCAAAAGUUGGAAAAUGGAGAUAUCAAGAUGCGCGCAUUGGUCUGGCCGGCCAUGGUAUACUCUGGUAAGAUCGCUGGGGAACAUUUCAACCCUCAGCUGGUGCAGAACGGGCUAUUUGAAGGAUACCUUCUCGAGCAAGUGAUGAGGCAUCUCUUCACAGGACCGUCCUCCGCUCUUUGCACAGACAGUGAAUCUGUUGGGACGCGUCCAUGUAAUGCACGUCUCCAUAAUAUGAUGGAGGUAGAAGCAGAGAAUAUUGCAUAUGGUGUGAUUCAGAGCCGUUUCACCAUCGGUUCACGCGACAAGUGGAAGGAAGAAGACGGCACUUACAAUUACCGAGAUGCAUACUAUCGGAUCAUUUCGACAAUCCGUGACGCCCCAGACCCUAGUUGGGCAAAGGCACUGCACGAACAUUGGAACCUCAAAUUGUUCAAAAACAAACUUGGGCUUCGCGCCUCAUCUUCCACGAACACCACCGAUGACGAUGACGAUGACGACUUCGCUCUAAUGCGAAAGCAGUAUGAGCAGAGGCUUGCAGACGAAGCCACUGCGCAGAUGGUUUCUUCAGAUUCUGGUCCCGGUGGAGAGGAGCUGCCUACUCCACCAAAGAGUCCAUCUGUUCCUGUCACUGCAUCUGACGGCGCUAAAUCUAGCACGAGUCUGCCACCCGAGAUUCCACCUCCCAGCCCAGAUCCAAAGCCUCAGGAAUCUGCAACAUCCGAAAAGCCCGAGGAGCAGGUAGUAUCUGCUAAGGAACCAGCCGUUAAUGAUUUCAGUGAUCUUAGUGAGCCUGACAAACUCGACAAAGAACCCCAGCCACCAAAGUCCAAAGCCAAGAGGGGCCGUAUUUGUAAGGCUGUUGUACAGUCACCGUUACCAGCACCAAAGAAGGCCAGGACGAGCUGCAAGAAGAAAUGA